This is a messenger RNA of Varanus komodoensis (Komodo dragon), 2182 nucleotides long. It is a transcript of the gene AIF1L, whose product is annotated as allograft inflammatory factor 1 like. The transcript is spliced from 6 exons. Lineage: Eukaryota; Metazoa; Chordata; Lepidosauria; Squamata; Varanidae. Gene Ontology annotation, molecular function: calcium ion binding; actin filament binding. The record is from RefSeq and is a predicted model, not a curated record. Bases 84 to 527 code for a protein of 147 amino acids. Gene Ontology annotation, biological process: actin filament bundle assembly; ruffle assembly. Gene Ontology annotation, cellular component: actin filament; ruffle membrane.
UGGCUCAGCCGCAGCGCAGCGCAGCGCAGCGCGGGGACGCAGCGCAGCCCGGGCCGGGGACGCCGCGCCCCAGCUCGUCCGUGAUGCUCAGCAGCUGCUACCAAGGAGGCAAAGCCCUCGGGCUGCUCAAAGCCAAGCAGGAGAGCAGGCUAGGAGAAAUCAACCAGGAAUUUCUGUGCGACCCGAAGUUCAGUGAUGAUGAGGAUCUGGAGGACAAACUUGCCAUGUUUAAAGAAAAGUACAUGGAGUUCGACCUGAAUAACCAAGGCGAGAUCGACCUGAUGUCUGUGAAAAGGAUGAUGGAGAAAUUGGGUGCCCCCAAGACCCACCUGGAGCUGAAGAAGAUGAUCUCCGAAGUAACCGGGGGGACCGGCGACACCAUCUCCUACCAGGACUUCGUCAACCUGAUGCUUGGGAAGCGGUCGGCGGUCCUCAAGCUGGUCAUGAUGUUUGAAGGAAAAGCCAGUGAGAGCACCCCAAAGCCUUCAGGUCCGCCUCCGGAGAGAGCGAUUUCUAGUCUUCCUUAAAGGGAAAAAAACCCCUCACAGCCAAACUUCACAUCACUUCCCCUGACCUGGGCCUAUCCCCAGAACUUCUCUUGGUUAGUUUUAUACUAGACAUUCAUAGAAAGCAAUAAACUAACCCACUUUAGCAAAAGGAAAAACAAGGGAAUUUGCAGGGACUUUACUCAGAGGAGUUCCUAGAUGGCCAUUUAAAAUAACAACAGCUGUCCUUUCCUCCCUCUCUCCCUCUUCCCCCGCCCUGGUCUCUGUCUCAAAGGCUUGGGUCAGUAGUGAAAAACAAAAAUGUGAACCCAAAAGCCAAAUCCCACCCCAAACAUCACACGGUUGGUUUUCCAAGGCCUCUGCAGUCAUGCUACCGAACCAUGUGACUUCCCAGCCAACGCGACAGACUUCUGGCCAGCACCGAUGUUGCGAGCGUGGCCCCAAAGGCAGCGGAAGGCGUCGAGGGCCAGCUCCCCUCGCCCAGAGAUGCAUCUCCGGCAGCCACCGCCUCCUCUCCGUCUCCUGCCGCCCUUCCAGCCUCUGCUUGUCUCCUUCCCCACCCAGCCUGCCGCCCCGCUCCAAACCGCGGGGUUAGGGUCCCCCUGCUGACAGCCCUGAACCCCACGCUUCCCCACCAGUGGGUUUGUGGCUGCAAAGAGCAAGCAGGACGGCCUGAUGCAGGGCUUGGAGGGAAAGAGGGACGGGGCAGGGGAAGGAAAUUUGAACUCCAGCCCUUAUGUUAUUGGCAAGUCACUUCUUGCAGUACAACCGGCUUCCAGAAUUUUAUCUGCAAUGCUUUCUGUGGUCUGCUGAAAAGAAAAAAGAAAAAAGAAAAGAAAAGAAAAGAAAAGAGAUUCCCUCUCAAUCUCCCAGACUAAUCCCAGAGCUCAGCCGCUCGGGCACCGGGGGAUGGCUCAGGGGCAAGACAGCUUGCACGGAUCAUGCGGGGGCUUCUUGAUGGAGACCCUUUUGGUUUUGCAAUUGGGGACACGGGGCAAGGAACCUCAGUUUUGGAGAAUCUGGGCAUGGGGGUAACCACACUGCAGUAGCAGGUGGGCCCAAAGGGAAAAGGUACAGGGGCCAAGAUAACGAGCCCAUUCCAGUUUUAAAAAUCCCAGUGCUCCAGCCAGCCCGGAGCACUUGCUUCUGGGAAGUAAGCCCUGGAAGAGGCAUUUCAGUCUUCCUGGAUGAGGAGGAAACAGCACAAAAGCUGGGAAAGCCCAGCUGGAGGUUGGGGAAAGGGGAUGGAAUCUGGGACAGGCAGAGCGGAAUCAAGCUGGCCCACGGGCCGGAGGCUCCCCGGCCCUGUGAUGAGGGACUUGCUUGGCUGUCUUCUCUUCCCAAGUCGGUGGAAGAGGGCUCCUGGGUUCACUUUGCAAAGGGAAAUCAGUUUGCCCGGCCAAUUCUGCCCUGCUGUGGAAUAUUUAGCAAACUGCCUCCAUGAGAAACCCUUCAGAGGCUGCAGCAGGGUUAGUUUCUCUUCUUCCUCCCCACAAGCUCAAAGUCUGAACCUCUGACCCUGCAAGCGGGUACUCGGCUCAUUUGUGAGUGGCCCCCAGGCCCUUUUCCUUUUGUUUUUCUGCAGUUGCUCUUGGGGGGGGGGGGGGGGGGGGGGGGAGAAGGUGUGGGUGUGCUUCAACCUUGUGCUUGUAAAUUCACGAUUUUAAAUAAAAAUA